ACGGCCCUGCUCCCUUGCACUUUCACCACACAAACUCAAGUGAGCUUCCAAAUUCACGCAUUUCACUUGCCAGUCAAACCCGCUCUCAAAAUUUAGGAAUGUGGCCAACACCAGCGCGCCUGGCCCGUCAGGCGGCAGCCAAAAGCCCAAAAUCCUCCGUCUACAUCUUUUCUCGGCCCAAAACCACACCACUCGAACCGUCCAUGCCGCGGAUAUUACCCCGAGAAAGCGUUCCCACUGCGCAGAAAGGACAAAUCCACCCCGCGCCUAUACCGAGAAACCACGAACUCAAGCAAGCUACUUUGAUCGAAGCACUUAUUGAGAAGAAACGGGUGUCGGCGGACUGGCCGGCUAAUCUGAGGAUAGAGCCGUUCGUGAGCAGGAAACAAUGGGCACCUGUCAAGCAAGGGUUGAGGUCUAAGCUGAAGAGCAUGCUGAGAGAAGCAUGAUGAAGGCCGUCAUUCUCCUCCCCAUAGCAUCUGCAUCAUAUUAUACAAACACUGUCCGAGUGCUUAAUGAGCCUUUACUCCUCGUCCUUAGAUUCUCAGGUAAGAGAAUCUGUCCAUGGUUCCUUCGCGUGGGUUGAGGUAAGGCCAGUGAGGGUGCUGCGAAUACCACUCAAGCUGAGCCCGACGAAGCGGGAUAUGGCUCUCGCUCAGCUGCCUCAUUCUGUCAUGCACAACUUUGACCAGUCUGUGCAAGUGCCCGUCAACCAACUCUCUGUCAUUUCUUGGGGGAGGGACUUGUAUUCGCCGACGUUCGAUUGGGAUGGCCAUUAAUGCAAAGCGAUCACGUCGGUUGUUUCUCGCCAGAGAUUCGGUAGGACCUGAGAGGAACAGCUCCUCAGGGUGUAGGGGAUCCUCUGGAAAAGGUCCUCGGGAUCUGAUCGGAACCUCGAAAAAGCGACCGACAGGGCUGCAAAGCUUUCCGCGAAUUUGAGUUAUAAAACAUAGUGUUUGCAGUCCCAUGGGCCGUCUGUCAAGCAUGAUUGCAGGUCUGCCAACAGGUGGAUGAGCAUCUCUCCUCGCUUCAGUUUCUAGGAUCUUCAUGAUUUCCUCUUCCUCCGGAACGAGCUUUAUUCCUCGUGUUGUGAGAAAUUCGUAGAAACAGAGAGUGAUGCUGGCUCGUUCUUUACACAUAACCAACUGUCCAGGUGCAGCUCUAACAGAGCAUGCUGUUCUAGCAGCCUUGGAAAGCGAGCGGAGGAUGUCACCGGGCAUCAAGCAUGCAUAGUAGUCGAUGACUGGAAUGAAGAAGUAGUUGAUGGAUAUACUGUAUACUCGAGCUGACAUCAUCAACAUCAAUCCAUGUCUUGUCCGGUCGACCAUUCUCAAGUCAAAAAGGAGCAAUCCACCGACGCGGCAAAAUGUCCGGUAGACCAUAGCCCAUCUUCUCAGUCCAAAGACAGUUCUGCGUCUGUAUGGAGUCGCUUGUUUUCCUCGGGUCCUACUCCCUCGUCGUCCACUCCGGAAACUACCACCUCUAUUCUCUCCACCGAGCGGGACAUAUCUAGUAUCCCGCGAGCCGGAACAUCUGAAAAUUGGGUUUAUCCGUCUCAAGCCCAAUUUUUCUCUGCUAUGGAACGCAAAAAACACGAUCCGCAAGCAGCCGACAUGCGCACCAUUGUUCCCAUUCACAACGCCGUCAACGAGCGUGCUUGGGGACAGAUUUUAGAGUGGGAGAGUCUACGGGAUGCAAAUGGGUGCACGGACGGUCCACAGCUUGUCACUUUUAAAGGUCGCGCAGCAGAGACAGACCGUAGUCCGAGGGCGAAGGCUCGGGUGAUGAUGGGUUAUACCGCCCCCUUUGACCGACAUGACUGGAUCGUCGACCGCUGUGGUAUUCAGAUGCGGUAUGUCAUCGACUUCUACACCGGCAAGAGCACCGGGCCGAAUGCGGGACCCUCGUUUUAUCUGGACGUUCGGCCAGCCCUUGACAGUUGGGAGGGCGCCAGGAUGCGGAUGCAACGGUUCUGGGGAGGUUUACUUGGUUUUGGUCCAUCGUCACAGAUUGUGUCGAAAGCGUAAAACAGUUUAUCUGUGAUGCAUAUAGAUUGCUCCAUUCCUGCGUCAUCCUGAGGUCGAACUCUCCGACGCUCCGCACUGGAGAUAGUGCGGCUCUGAGGUCGAGUGGCUCCUGCAGAAGACGUACGGGACCAAAGCAAUUCGUGCUUCACUGCUGAGUACAACAAAUGCCUGCUGUGUAAUGAUACAGUAUGGGCAAUAUAUACAGAUGUGCGCGUUUCGACAUUAGAUCGUGACGAAGUUGACUCUACGCAUCUUCUUCCUCUCGCACUCUCUUGAUCCCCAAUUGCGCUGGGCCGGCUGCGGGAACACCACUGGUAACACCAACCACGAGACCCUUGAGCCAUCCGUUCUCUCUCCGGAGACCCUCGCAUUCCCGUUCUAACUCUCCGACCCGUGAUUCCAACUCUUUCGCCCGUGUCUCGAGCGCGGCCUCACGCUCCUUCUUCUUCAGCCUGAAGCGGGCCGAUGCGGCCGUGUUCCUCCGCCGCUUGUCCUCUGCCACGCUCAGAGAGGACUCGACAGAAUCCUCCGGAGACUGAACUUCUGGAGACGAUGAGAUCGAAGACUUGCGUGUUCGAGACCGCUUGGCGGCCGGAGGGGUAUCGUAAGCAGCCGAUUUGCCGGAAGAUGGUUCGGCGGGCUGCUGAGGCAGAGCAAAGUUGGGGCCUUGGGCUGCGGCCAACAUCUGCACGAUGGAGAGGGAGGGUUGAUUGUUUUGGGCGACACGUCCAUACGAGGCUAGUAAUUCUGCCAAGUCGUAGGUGUUUUGCGGGAGGAGGUUGGGGACGUUCAUUCCCUGGGCAUGAGCCUGUGGGAGACCCGAUUCGAUAGAGUGGUUAUCCUCGCCAUGAGAAUCAUGGAGCGAGUCUGUGGAUGGGCGUUUUUCAUCGAAGAGGGGUUCUUCGUCGUCGAAAUUGAUAUUCUUCCAGUAGAGUUCAGAGUCGUGGAAUGAAGGACCAGGCAAAAGGUCCUGUGCGCCAGAGGAGGUGUGAGGAGGGUGGACGACGUUGAGGCCGUGCAGUGACGAUGGUGCCAUCUUGCGUGGGAGUAGCGUAGAGAUAACGAGACAAGGGGGAUGGAAGGGGAUGGAUGUAUGUAUAUGCAGUGACUUUGUAAUCCACAGAUGACUAACCACGGCAUCGGACCGAUCGAGAAUUUCGGGUCCAGGCACAUCCUUUUUCCUCGGCGAUUUUCGCUCAACGAGUUGACCGACCGCUAUUCUGCGCAAGUCCGCUACUCCACUAGAGCAAAGAACAUCUCUCUGCGCGUACAUGAAAGGGCUCUCAGGCCUCACGAGUCGAUCUCCCAAAGAACGUGAUCUGCUGAGAAAUCAGAUUAUGAUUAGUAUAUCUCACAUGACAAAUC
Messenger RNA from Mycena citricolor, 3392 nucleotides. NCBI's taxonomy places the organism in Eukaryota, Fungi, Basidiomycota, Agaricomycetes, Agaricales, Mycenaceae. The record is from the annotation of a GenBank genome assembly.